This is a messenger RNA of Thelazia callipaeda (thelaziosis nematode), 1956 nucleotides long. The record is from the annotation of a GenBank genome assembly. NCBI's taxonomy places the organism in Eukaryota, Metazoa, Nematoda, Chromadorea, Rhabditida, Thelaziidae.
AUGGAUAGCAUUAUUUGCAGCAACAGGUCGCGUGAAAUUUUGAAAGAAUACAAGGAAAAUCAAGAAUUAGCAAUAGCUUUGGUUAACAAUCACAAUAACAUUGAUUUUUCGCAUAUGUUUGACGUGCUGGAACAAAUGCGACAAAAUUGGUAUUACGAGAAAGUGCGAGUGAAAACACUCGAAGAAGAGCUUCACGAAAAGAAUAAUGAGAAAGAGUCAUUUCGUUUUUAUAUUGAAUUUGUUAUUUAUAUUUUGCAGAAUACACUAUGGAAAGAAAAUCAUAUAUAUAAGGAGCAGCUUCGAGAUGCCCGAUCACAGAUCACAACCUUAAUUUCGGAGAAUAUGAGCAUGAAGCAGGAUAUCAUAGAAUGGGAACGAAAAUUUGAACUUGUUAAUGAACUUUUGAAGGAUCAAUCAAAUUUGAGUGACGAAAACAGACAUAAAUUGCUACAGAGCAGCAAGACAUGGGAAUCAAAAUCCUUUAGAAAGAAGAAAAAACGCACUACUAGCAUGAAUACUUCUUGUCGUUCCUCGAAUGAAGAAGAGAUCGAUUUCGAUAAAAGUGACAACUCUCUUGACGAGUCACGGCUGCGAAAUGGAAAGGUUUAUAGAAGGCUAGUAAUUUCAGUGUCAAGUAGUAUGAUUUCAUUAACUGCAAAUCGCUGCUCAGUAGUGGCUGGCAAGAAACAUAAGCAAAGCAUGUUGAUUAGUACAGUUGAUGAGGAGAUGACUACAUCUCCUAAACGAUCUAAAAGUGGUUCUGAAGUUGCAGUUUCAACAGCUGUUGCAGCAGAUCAUGAAGGCAAAAAGUCUCCCGUGGCUGAUGCCAUCACGAAACGUCCAAUGGAUCGUUCAUAUUCAACAGCACAACUUGAUCAGCUAGCAGAUGUGACAACAUUAACAGCAGAGACUUUAACACCACGAACUGCUAGCAGCACCACAGAUGUGCAUACUCCUGUCACUAAAACAUGGACUCAUGGUGGAUUAAUCAAAAACCGCCCACAUACCUACAUCAGCCACAGUUCAAUUCUCGGAGAUCACUGCGGUGUGUGCAAUGGUUGGAUUGGAAUUGUUGGAAAACAAGCUUACAAAUGUUAUGAUUGUGGAUUGCAUGUUCAUAAAAGCUGUACUGAAAAAGCGCCCAUGCCGUGUAUACCACGAAUUUCAACUCCUCGCACACCAAGCAAGCAACGACCACGUUUGAAAGAUCUUUGUCCUGUAUUACAACCUAUGAUACCACCAAUCCUUAUCCAUUGCAUUUUAGCUCUGGAGAAAGAUAGAAUGAGCACAGAAGGCAUUUAUCGAAUUCCUGGGGAUGAUAGUGAAGUUCAAAAGUUGUUGAAUGAGUUUCAAAAUGGCCGCAUUAUUCCAAAGUUGGAUUAUCACGAUACAGAAACGAUAACCAGUUGCAUUAAACAAUUUCUUAGCAAACUAAGAGAUCCAAUAAUUCCAACUACAUCUUGGGAAGAAUUUGUUAACGCAGCUGAAAUCGAUAGUGAAGAAGCUUUAAUUCAGGGAAUCAUGGAUUUACCUUAUGCCAAUCGAGAUACACUGGCAUUUCUUUGUGCCCACUUUCAGAAGAUUUGUGAUAAUUGCAUGCGCAACAAAAUGACGCCAAAUACGUUGUCUCGUUGCAUCGCAGCAACAAUUGUAGGCUCAGCUCCUCCAUCGGUCACAAAGGUUGAUGAGGAGGCAAAGCAGAUAAGAGUGAUGUUAGCUUUGCUUAAGAUGCCUCGAGAUUUCUGGCCAGGUUUCUACACUUUCAAAAAGGGAGUACCACUUAUUAACACUCCCAAAAAACUCUUAUGUGACGACAGUAAGACACCAGUCAGAACUCCUUAUAAAGAUCCGAACAAGUCAAUUCUAGGUCCAGUUCAAACUCCACCAUCUGGACAAGCAAGUCCUUAUCAUCCCAAAAUAUCAAGACGAAGGCAUCUCCUGGGAGAUAUUUUUUAA